Dipodomys ordii (Ord's kangaroo rat) is the source of this 942-nucleotide messenger RNA. Its product is annotated as olfactory receptor 3-like. The transcript has a single exon. Lineage: Eukaryota; Metazoa; Chordata; Mammalia; Rodentia; Heteromyidae. Gene Ontology annotation, cellular component: membrane. Gene Ontology annotation, molecular function: olfactory receptor activity; G protein-coupled receptor activity. The record is from RefSeq and is a predicted model, not a curated record. Bases 1 to 942 code for a protein of 313 amino acids. Gene Ontology annotation, biological process: G protein-coupled receptor signaling pathway.
AUGAGGUCUGAAAACCACAGUAGUGUAUCCACGUUCCUACUCCUGGGACUCCCCAUCUGGCCAGAACAUCAGGGUGCUUUCUUUGCCCUGUUCCUGGCCAUGUACCUGACCACAGUGCUGGGGAACCUGCUCAUCAUCCUGCUCAUCAGGCUGGACUCCCGCCUCCACACCCCCAUGUACUUCUUCCUCAGCCACUUGGCUUUCACCGACAUCUCUUUCUCAUCAGUUACUGUCCCAAAGAUGUUGAUAAAUAUGAAGAGCCAGCGCCAAUCCAUCACCUACGAGGGGUGCAUUUCACAGACAUAUUUUUUUAUAUUCUUUGCUGACCUGGACAGUUUUCUUAUCACUUCAAUGGCCUAUGACAGAUAUGUCGCCAUCUGCUAUCCUCUGCACUAUACCACCAUCAUGAGCCAGAGCCUUUGUGGUAUGCUGGUAGCUGUGUCCUGGGUCAUUGCUAGUGCCUGUGCUCUUUUGCAUACCCUCCUCUUAGCACAUCUUGUCUUCUGUGCAGAAUACAUUGUCCCCCACUUCUUCUGUGACUUGGGUGCCAUGCUCAAGUUGUCCUGCUCAGAGACAUCCCUGAACCAGCUGGCAAUCUUUACAGCAGGACUGGCAGCCAUCAUGCUGCCGUUUCUGUGCAUCCUGAUUUCUUAUGGUCGCAUUGGGUUCACCAUCCUCCAGGCUCCCUCUACCAAAGGCAUCUGUAAAGCAUUGUCCACUUGUGGAUCUCACUUAUCAGUGGUGAUUCUUUAUUAUGGGGCAAUUAUUGGUCUUUAUUUUCUUCCCCCACCCAACAACACCAGUGGCAAUAACAUCAUUGCUUCAGUGAUGUAUUCAGUGGUCACACCCAUGUUGAACCCCUUCAUUUACAGUCUGAGAAAUAAAGACAUGAAAAGGGCUCUAAGAAAACUCCUCAGUAAGAAAACUCAUUCUUCCAGUUAA